Molecule: messenger RNA, 4633 nt
Organism: Macaca mulatta (Rhesus monkey)
Lineage: Eukaryota; Metazoa; Chordata; Mammalia; Primates; Cercopithecidae
Source: RefSeq, a predicted model, not a curated record
CUAACUGUAUAAAAUCACUUGCUUUGUAUCUCUCUUUUAUUUAAGACCCCAAAGUAUCAGCAACUUUACUGAACUCUUUUACUUUAGGAACUCAAUGAAGGAAAGAAGAAAUAUUAGGUGAUCUCAUUUCCCAUUUAUUUUGCCUCUGGUUUCUGUGUAACUCUGGCUGGCCACUGUUGUAAAUGUGAGUGAAGACCCUGAAAAAUGAAUGAGGCUGCUGAAGAGGAUGGUGGACAACAGCCAGAUACUCACAUUGCUUAUUGGAUUCCCUCACUUCAGAGUUAGGAGAUACAAGACAGAGUUAGGUUGCACAACUGUGACAACCAAAGCUCUGCACUACAACUAAUUAGAUCCAGAAUUAGAGGUGCUUGGUUAAGAAGGUGACUUUCUCCAAAGCAUGUCAGCUAAGCCAGAGGACUCAUUCAUUCUCCCAGCAUUUGUUGAGUCUUACACUGAGCUAGGAGUUGGAGAUACUAAGAAGAAAGAUAAAGACAUACAUAAUGCCUUUUCUUGGAGUGGUAACACUUUAUCAGGGGAUACUGGUAUAUAGGCACCUCACAAUGAUACAGUAUGUCAAGGAUGAAUGUAGAGCCCUGUAGAAAGUGUUCUAGAAUCCAGAGAAUGAACAGAUUGUUCAGUGAGGGGUUUUACAAGUAGGCCACCAGGGAAGUUUUAGACACGUGGGUGGGAAUUUGCCAGAGAUUGCUUUGUUGGGCAUUAAGUAGCUGAUAAUCUCAAGUUGUAAACGAAUGGCCUGGAAGGUGACAGCCUGGGUUUGAAGCCUGACUGCACUAUUUAGCACCUUGGCCAACUCCUUAAUUGUUCCUCAGACUCACACCUGCUUAUCCCACCAGUCUCUUCCCAACAUAAAUCAAACAACUAGAAAAUUGUGGAGCAGAAAUUUAAACCUCAGUGCUGUAAUUACUUGAUAGAGAGCCCUUUAUUAGGUCUUCAACACCAAUGGAGUUGAUUUGUGAAACAGCUUCUAUGAAAAUGCUCAUGGAAAAAAAGGCCCUUGGGCUAAUGAGAUGAAGAUUUAUCCAGGCAGAGUGUCAGCCCCAGAGAUGUGCCUUCCAUAAGAAGCUUGGGAGCAUCAAGCCAAAUGCUACUACCUGCCAAGAACCACAGCAAGGGGAUUCUCCAAAAUUGAAUUGACUAUCUGAAGAAAUGGAUACUUCUCCCUCCAAACAAUAUCCAGUUAAAAAACGGGUGAAAAUACAUCCCAACACAGUGAUGGUGAAAUAUACUUCUCAUUAUCCCCAGCCUGGGGAUGAUGGAUAUGAAGAAAUCAAUGAAGACUAUGGAAAUUUUAUGGAAGAAAAUCCAAAGAAAGGUCUGCUGAGUGAAAUGAAAAAAAAAGGAAGAACUUUCUUUGGAACCAUGGAUACCCUACCUCCACCAACAGAAGACCCAAUGAUCAAUGAGAUUGGACAAUUCCAGAGCUUUGCAGAUAAAAACAUUUUUCAGUCCCGAAAAAUGUGGAUAGUGCUGUUUGGAUCUGCUUUGGCUCAUGGAUGUGUAGCUCUUAUCACUAGGCUUGUUUCUGACAGGUCUAAAGUACCAUCUCUAGAACUGAUUUUUAUCCGUUCUGUUUUGCAGGUCUUAUCUGUGUUAGUUGUGUGUUACUAUCAGGAGGCCCCCUUUGGACCCAGUGGAUACAGAUUACGACUCUUCUUCUAUGGUGUAUGCAAUGUCAUUUCUAUCACUUGUGCUUAUACAUCAUUUUCAAUAGUCCCUCCCAGCAAUGGGACCACUAUGUGGAGAGCCACAACUACAGUCUUCAGUGCCAUUUUGGCUUUUUUACUUGUAGAUGAGAAAAUGGCUUAUGUUGACAUGGCUACAGUUGUUUGCAGCAUCUUAGGUGUUUGUCUUGUCAUGAUCCCCAACAUUGUUGAUGAAGAUAAUUCUUUGUUAAAUGCCUGGAAAGAAGCCUUUGGGUACACCAUGACUGUGAUGGCUGGACUGACCACUGCUCUUUCAAUGAUAGUAUAUAGAUCCAUCAAGGAGAAGAUCAGCAUGUGGACUGCACUGUUUACCUUUGGUUGGACAGGGACAAUUUGGGGAAUAUCUACAAUGUUCAUUCUUCAAGAACCCAUCAUCCCAUUAGAUGGAGAAACCUGGAGUUAUCUCAUUGCUAUAUGUGUCUGUUCUACUGCAGCAUUCUUAGGAGUUUAUUAUGCCUUGGACAAAUUCCAUCCAGCUUUGGUUAGCACAGUACAACAUUUGGAGAUUGUGGUAGCUAUGGUCUUGCAGCUUCUCGUGCUGCACAUAUUUCCUAGUAUCUAUGAUGUUUUUGGAGGGGUAAUCAUUAUGAUUAGUGUUUUUGUCCUUGCUGGCUAUAAACUUUACUGGAGGAAUUUAAGAAGGCAGGACUACCAGGAAAUACUAGACUCUCCCAUUAAAUGAAUACUUGAUUAUUAUCUCCUUAAUGUUCAAUUAUUAAUACGUAUACUGCCAUUUUAAUGUUUACCUAUGAAUGUCUUUUGUGUUAUAUAAUUGACAGAGUACUAUAUAAUAUAUAUACAAAUGCAGAAAAUUUAUUCUAGUCUAAUAUAUUCAAAUACAAAUAUUAAAUUAUAAAAUACGUUAUGAAUCUGGUAUCUUUAUUGGUAUUUAUCAGUGUCUUUCCAGGUAAAUUGUAGUAGAAGGAGAAUAUUAACUGCUAUUACUAAAUAAUAGAAGACUCAAAGAAAUGACCCCUUUCAGAUGGAACUGAAGUUCAGAAAUUAGAAAUGUUCUACAAAUGUUCAACAAAACUCCUUCAUUUGUGAAAAAUACACUAUAAGGUGAAAUGUUGAACACCAAACCCUGUUUUGUCAUCUACUUGCAUUAGAAAACUAGAAGUCAUACGGCUGGGUUGAGGCAGGAAAAGAGGAAACAAGGGAAAAGAAGUGGCUUUUUAAUGACAAUGGGUGGUUGUCCAAAGUUAGAACAGGAAAUUGGUAUUCCCCUUAUUAUGGCUACAUUAGGUGAUACAUAGGAAACAGAAAUAGGGAGAAGUGUGGAUUCUCGCCAGUCCCACCUAGUCCAUGCCAUUUUGUCCCUGAUGUUCGGAGACUUAACGUUGGGGUAGGGUCUGCUUAUCCUCAGUUAUGUAGAUCUCUUCCAAGGCUGCCCUUGUUUAUGAUUUUGUGGCUAAUGUAUGUGUAAACUGCAGUAAACGUACUCCUUACUCCUGAAAAAGGCACCAACAGUAAUCACAGUAUAGCAGAAAAUUGACAUGGUAUCCUGAGAUUCUUUUCAAAAAGGUCUAAAAGUCUGUAAAAGGCUAUAUGAUGGCAUUAAGUCUAAUUUUGGCCAUUCUUACCAAUUUAGCACAAAUAAAUGAUAUGGUGCUGGUUAUUAAACUAUUGUCUCAGGUCCACAUUCCCCCUUCUAUACUUUCCUCUGUAAUGCUAUGGCUCAAACCCUGCAAAGUACAUUUUUUCUAUGCCAGCUGAUGUCUCACUAGGUUCCAUCAAUAAAGGGCAUUAGAGGGAGUCUGGAAGGCAGAAGGCAGGAAGGGACUUCCUCCUUUCCAUUUGUUUGCAGUUUCUGUCACUGUUAUCCCAGCAACAAGCAAGAGCCCUUUGCUCCAGCAGCAGCAAUUGAUUUCAGCCUUGAGCUUCUUUUGACAUCCUCCCCACCCACAACUAGUCUCAUCAUAUCCUUCCCCGAAGUAGUAGGAUCAGCCAGACAGCAUCCUCUCGGGGGUCUGAGCAAUACUCAGCCAGGUCAUUUGUCUAGAGUUUCUGAGACCUCAUAGUCCACCUUGAUUCUCCCUUCUCAUUAGAUCUAACAUUGAUAGCUGCUCCCUGCAGCUGUCACCUCUGGGUGACCUCAGUGUUCCCUUUUUGCUUUUUCAGUCAAUGAAAACUCAAUAGUAAAUCCUCUCUGUAGUAAUACCAUCUAAUUUCUGAUUUCCUGACUAACAUAUCUCUAAACCUUCCCCCAAAGGAAACUAUAGCCAUCAGCAGGGUACUGUGCUUUGGGAAAAUGUCAACAUUUAGAUUUUUUCAGGGAUUACUAGACAGUGGCUCUCAAUAGAAAUUAUGCAAACUGAAACACAGAAAAAGAUUUGGAAAAAAAAGAAUGAACAGAGCCUGAAUGACCUGUACUAAGUACUGAGAAGUCUAGCAUGAGUUUAAUUGUAGUCCCAGAAGAAGAGGAGAAACAGAAUGGGAUAGAAAAAAAAAAAAUUUGAAGAAAUACUGGAUAAAAGUCUUCCAAAUUUGAUAAAAUUAAAAAAGAAAGAAAGAAAAUGAGAAAAACAGCAACCCACAGAUCCAGAGAAUGAAAUGAACCCCAAGCAGGAUAAACAGAAAACCAAAACAAACAUCACAGUGUAAUGAAACAUCACAGUGUAACUUUUCAUAAAUAUAAUGAAAAUCUUAAAAGCAUUCAUAGAAAAAGACACCUAGAAACAUCAGUGUAACUUUUGAUAAACAGAUAUAAACAAAAUCUUAAAAGCAUUCAUAGAAAAAGACAUAAGACAUACAAGAAAACAAUGAUAAGAAUUACAACUAGUUUCUCACAGAAACAAUGGAGGCUGGAAGAUAGAAUGACGUCUUUAAAGUGCGGAAAACAAAAACAAAAACACCCUUUGAUGGCUUCUCAUUGCCUAUAGAAUAAACUGUAAUGUGCUUGACUUCCA